Ostreococcus tauri is the source of this 840-nucleotide messenger RNA. RefSeq names its product Histidine phosphatase superfamily, clade-1. Gene Ontology annotation, cellular component: cytoplasm. The transcript has a single exon. Lineage: Eukaryota; Viridiplantae; Chlorophyta; Mamiellophyceae; Mamiellales; Bathycoccaceae. The record is from RefSeq and is a predicted model, not a curated record. The coding region runs from base 1 to 840 and encodes 279 amino acids. Gene Ontology annotation, molecular function: phosphatase activity.
AUGUCUGCGCGCGCCGGAGGGGCGACGCGGGCGUCGUCGGGGACGCCCGAGCUCGGGAUGGGGGUGUUCCCGCGCGCGCUGGCUGGGAAAGCGACGCGUCGGCCGGCGCGGACGUCCACCGAGGGUGGGAAGACGAUUCAUCUCGUCCGACACGGUCGAACGGAGAUGAACGAGUACCUGCGGGAGAAUCAUUGGGCGGAUCCGGGGUUUAAGGAUCCGAUGAUGAUCGACACGCGGCUCACGCGGGAGGGCGAACGGCAGGCGCGCGCGUUGGCGGAGAGAACGUCCAUGUUGGAACCGCGACCGGAACUCAUCGUGGCGAGUCCGUUGGGACGAGCGUUGAGAACGGCCGAGCUCGCGUUCGGGGAGAGUGGGGAAUACGCGGACGUCCCGCGCGUGGCGUGCGCGCUCGCGAGAGAGCGCGUGUUCCACGGGAGCGACAUCGGACGCGUGGCGCGAGAGCUGCGAGCGGAGCACCCGGAAUGGGAUUUUACGGAUUUGGGUGAUGAUGAGGCGUCGUGGUGGUACACGCCCGAGGGACGAGAUCCGUUCACGACAGCCGAGCUCGAGCCCGUGGACGUGUUCGAGCGGCGCAUGGAGGCGUUCCGCGAAUGGUUAGACGCCAGGCCCGAGCGCACGAUUGCGGUCGUCGCGCACUGGGGUGUGUGUUACUCCUUCACUGGAGACGAAUUUCAAAACUGCGAACUUCGCACGCUCGAUUUCGACAGUGAGGUCAUCGCCGGAAACGGGAGCUUUAAGAAGUUUGACGUCUUCCUCCAGGACAACAUCUUCGGCGUGAUCGCGCGCGCGGUCGUAAAUUUAAAACAGAAAUUAUUCUAA